UUCCGCGGGUGGUGGAGAUGAGAUCGAUCCUAAUCACCGGCUGCAACCGUGGUCUCGGUCUGGGCCUGGUGAAACAUCUGGCCGAAAGAUCAUCGCCACCGGACAAUAUCUUCGCGACCUGUCGUGACGCGAGCAAGGCGACGGAAUUAUGCGCACUCGCCGACAAAUCGUCGAACAUACAUAUUAUCGAGAUAGAUUUGGUGUACACGGAUAAUUACAAGAGAAUCGUAGAUAUAGUCAGCGAAAAAGUAAAUGGCGCCGGUCUCAACGUUCUUUUUAACAAUGCUGGUAUUUCCAGUAAAUUUACGCGCCUCGGUCUUGUGAAGAAGCAGCAAAUGAUAGAUGCUUUUCUAGUCAAUACCAUUGCACCUAUUAUGCUCGCGAAAGCUUUUGUACCGCUACUGAAAGUAGCUGCGAAAAAUGCCAAGGACAAAACCGAGUUAAGCAUAAGAAGAGCAGCUAUCAUCAAUAUGACUUCUAUUUUAGGCAGCAUCGUUGAAAAUAAUGACGGCGGUUUUUAUCCCUACAGAUGCAGUAAAGCAGCGCUUAAUGCGGCAACCAAAUCGAUGAGCAUCGAUCUGAAAACAGAUGGGAUUUUGGUGACAUGUUUGCACCCUGGAUGGGUACGCACCGACCUAGGUGGUAGUAAUGCUCCCAUGGAUGUCGACACCAGCAUCAAUUGUAUUCUAAAUACCUUGAACUCGUUGACAGAAAGGCAUACUGGUUGUUUUGUCCAAUACGAUGGUAAAAUACUACCCUGGAAAUGAGACACACUUAUCAAGAUACAAAUGACAGACGCAAGAAUUGGCAAUUCUUUCUCUCCGAAACUACAGUUUCGAGAAACACUUACCAGUGACGAACUUUAUCAACUACUUGCAUCACGCGUUUAAUGUCAUCCUUGG
Molecule: messenger RNA, 902 nt
Organism: Cataglyphis hispanica
Lineage: Eukaryota; Metazoa; Arthropoda; Insecta; Hymenoptera; Formicidae
Gene: sni
Product: C-factor
Exons: 6
Coding region: 18-767 (249 amino acids)
Source: RefSeq, a predicted model, not a curated record